UUCAACCAUGUAAGUUGUAUAUCGGGGGUUUUUGUGGAUUGAAAUCUUAAAAUUGUUAACCAAUCAAACUCUUCCCAAAUCUAAUAAUAGGCAGGGACUUUGGGUGGUUACAUUUUCAUUUUCAUAUAUAUAUAUUGUUGCAACGUAACUACUUCGAUAACUCUGACACCAGAAUCCUCAUUGACAAAAGUAACUUUGUUUUAUGUAGGAGAAGAUGGAUAAAGAAAAUAUACAUGAUUCUCAAUUACAUUUCGAUCUGAAUACUGGUGCAAAGAUACCAGCAGUUGGUCUUGGAACAUGGAAAGCUUCUCCUGGUGUUGUUGGUGAUGCAGUUAUUGCUGCAGUUAAGGCUGGCUAUAGACAUAUAGAUUGUGCUCGGGUAUAUGAUAAUGAGAAAGAGGUAGGGGAGGCAUUGAAAACAGUGUUUUCUACUGGGGUAGUAAAGCGUAGUGAAAUAUUCAUCACAUCAAAGCUAUGGAUUAGUGACUGUGCACCUGAAGAUGUCUCAAAGGCACUGACAAAGACUCUAGAGGACCUGCAGCUUGACUACAUUGAUUUAUAUCUUAUACACUGGCCUUUUAGGACAAAGUCAGGAUCAAGGGGUUGGGAUCCUGAGAUCAUGGCUCCCUUAUGUCUUCCAGAGACAUGGAAUGCGAUGGAAGGUUUAUUUGCCUCGGGUCAGGCACGUGCAAUUGGAGUCAGCAACUUUUCGACUAAGAAGCUUCAAGACUUGCUCGGAUAUGCAAAGGUUCCACCAGCAGUUAACCAAGUUGAAUGCCAUCCUGUUUGGCAACAACCUGCUCUCCAUAAUUUGUGCAAAUCAACCGGUGUUCAUCUCACAGCAUAUUCUCCACUGGGUUCUCCUGGAUCAUGGGUAAAGGGGGAAAUCUUGAAGGAACCAAUUUUGAUUGAAAUUGCUGAAAAACUUAACAAGUCUCCGGCACAGGUGGCUUUAAGGUGGGGACUCCAAAGUGGUCACAGUGUUCUUCCAAAGAGUGUAAAUGAAUCUAGGAUCAAAGAAAAUCUUAGCUUAUUUGAUUGGUGUAUCCCUCCAGAACUCUUCUCAAAAUUCUCACAGAUUCACCAGCAAAGGCUGCUUAGAGGGGACUUUGCAGUUCAUGAAACUAAUAGUCCAUACAAAAGUCUUGAAGAAUUGUGGGAUGGAGAAAUAUGACAUGGAGAUAAUUUUUCAUGGUCUCUGAUUGAAGAAACUUAUAAAUGUUAAUUAAACGAAUGUCUUCAAACAUCUAUUUUGUACUGAAGAUGAUCAUUAUUGCUCUUCCUGGCUUGAUGUGAAUACUGAGUAGAUAGAAAAAGAAGAAACCAUUCAGUCGUUAUUUGGUUUGGUUA
Trifolium pratense (red clover) is the source of this 1350-nucleotide messenger RNA. Its product is annotated as NADPH-dependent aldo-keto reductase, chloroplastic-like. Lineage: Eukaryota; Viridiplantae; Streptophyta; Magnoliopsida; Fabales; Fabaceae. The record is from RefSeq and is a predicted model, not a curated record. Gene Ontology annotation, cellular component: cytosol. Bases 215 to 1174 code for a protein of 319 amino acids. The transcript is spliced from 8 exons. Gene Ontology annotation, molecular function: aldose reductase (NADPH) activity.